Marmota flaviventris (yellow-bellied marmot) is the source of this 2064-nucleotide messenger RNA. RefSeq names its product stimulated by retinoic acid gene 6 protein-like. Gene Ontology annotation, biological process: vitamin A import into cell. NCBI's taxonomy places the organism in Eukaryota, Metazoa, Chordata, Mammalia, Rodentia, Sciuridae. The record is from RefSeq and is a predicted model, not a curated record. Gene Ontology annotation, cellular component: plasma membrane. Gene Ontology annotation, molecular function: signaling receptor activity; retinol transmembrane transporter activity.
UGCGGGGAAGAGACUUGGCAAGAACACCAGCCCAGAGGAAGCAGUCAUAACCAGGAGCCCCAAGAACAAUCCAGAGACCCUUCGUCCACUAGUGCAUCGCCCACCCGGGCUUCAGGUGGCCCGUUACCAGCCAGAUGUUCACUGCAAACGCAAGAACCAGGCAGCUAAAUGGCACCUGCACCAGCUCAGUGGACAUGGAGCUCUUUCUCCAUUACUCCAUCAUCCCAUCACUUUUCAUCAUUUUGGUCUUGUCCCUCCUACAAAGACGAGAGCAUGGUAGACAGACAGACGACACUUCCUACCUCCUGGGGAACCACUUUGGAAUCAUCAUGCCUCUGGACUUCGUGGGGACUUUCAGUAACCGGUGGUCCUAUGGAAUCGCCUUUGGGGCCACAGCCAAUAAGAUCAUGUUCUUGUUCUCAGAAGGCUACCAGCCCCUGCAGGUCCCGCAGUGGGCCCAAGCUUUUGUGCUUCUGAUCGGAGGCUUCGAGGUCGGCCUGUCCUUCUUCCCCUUCUUCGCCUGCCUCUCGUCCGAGUUCCGGCUGACCAGCUCCAUCCUGGGCUUCUGCUACUCCCUGCUCUGGUUUGUACUCACUGUUCUUCAAAUCUCAGAGUGUCCUCAUGGGCAGUUUGUGGGGAGGUACGAGACCCUGCUCUUCUACUGGCCCUCGCUGCUGUGCCUGGCUUUCUUGCUGGGCCGCUUCCUGCACAUGUUCGUCAAGGCUCUGAAGGCCCACCUGGGCUGGGAGCCCCGCGCGGAGGAAAAGCCCCUGCUGGAAGCUCAUCAGGCCGAGCAUGUCAAACAGCUCCUGAGGAAGGCCUGCCCACGAGAGAGAGAAAAGUCUUGGUUCCAAACCAGGGUAUAUGACUGGGACCCCUGUUUUCAAUUCCCAAGCAGAAUGGUUGGAACUAUCGUGUUGGCGUUCAUCUGCCUGUACCUUUUCAUCAUCAUUGAGUUCUGCAUGUUUGUGUUCGUGAGAGACAAGCUGGAUGUGUUUGAAGGCAAGCUGGAGAGUUAUAUCGCCUUAAUGAACGAGACGGGGACCCUGACCCCAGUCAUCUUGCAGGUGAAGGAGCUGAUCAGUGUCUCCAAAGGAGUCUGGGUGGCUACAAUUUUGCCCGCAUCUCUCACGAGUGUGAGCUAUCUGUUCCAUAUUUUGGCCUGUUACAGAAAGCACAUGAAGAGGCUGUGGGCAGGAGAUAAACACUUUCUCCCUUUGCGGUUCCACAAUCCUUCCCCGUCUGAGAGUGUGGUGGCCAUUGCAAGGUACUCCGGCUGGCAAAUAGCUUAUAUUCUGUGGGGCUACCUCAUCAUCCAUGUGAUGCAGAGCCUGUGUGGCCUGAUGAUCAUGUAUGGCCUGGUGCUUCCUGUCACCCACCACAGGGGCCUGGAGAUGCUCCGAAGGCUGGGACUUGGGAUCCUCACCAUCUCCAUCAUCCUGGGCCUCAUGAUCCUGCAGAUGUGGAUUGCCGCCAGCUUCUUCCUGCAGCCCAAGCUGGGCCCAGGGGACAAGCAGAAGCCCUUGGCUCUCAAUAACAGGAAAGCCUUCCACAACUUCAACUACUUCCUGUUCUUCUACAACGUGCUGCUGGGCCUGGGCGCCUGCCUCUCCAGGUUGCUCAUCAGUUGCGUCCUGGGCACGUGGCUGAUUGCGCGCAUCGACAGGACCAUCAUGCAGAGUGGCUAUGAGGGAGCAGACAUGGGGUUCAGCGCGUGGAUCGGCAUGCUCUAUGUGGACCAUUAUCACACCAACCCCGUGCUCGUCAGCUUUUGCCACAUCCUGAUCACAGGCCACAGGGAGAGGAAGCUGCAGAAGGCCAUCAAAUACUGGUGCCUGGACCAAUCAGCGGGUCCCCGCAUCUCAGCUAGGUCCAGGACGAGGUGGCGCCUGCUGCAGACCCUGAUCAACAACCCCAGACUCGUCAUGCUCAGAAAAUCAAAAUCAGGACAUGGUUCCCAGGAGUUUACCCAGAUUCUGUUGACGUGCUCAGAGAGCUGACACUGGCGACCCACAUCUGCUCUGAGGCCAGUCUUUAGGGUGGUGGGAGAGAAGGAAACCCGAG